UCUGACAUUUGUCGCUGCUGGUCAUCAUCACAGUACUUCAUGGAUUGGAUGUUUCUUAAGACAUGCUCGUAGUUCAGUGUUCGUAUAUGUUUAACUAUCUCAUGAUGAUAACGCACGUUCCAAUAACGAUAGCUGUUGCAACUGCAUCUCUCUUCUUGGUCUCAUUUAUGCUCUAAUGGGACAUUUUGGAAAAAGUGUCCCUCAGGCAGUCCAAGGAACGAAAGAGAGUUGCUACAACGUAGAAACUGUACACCGUGAAACACUUUGCUGCAAUAAAGAUCUCAAUGUAGGGGCAGGUCUUGUACGAGAGAAAGCCAAGUUCUCAAGUGCAGACGCCCUCAACUAAUAACCUUUAGAUUCUAAACAAGUUUUAUUCUAAAACUAGUUUAAAGCAGAUCUAGUGCAGACACAGUCUAUACAGUCGCGUGUCACUUAUCCGAGGUUCACUUAUCCAACACCUCAAUAUCCGACAGGUCAAGCUUGCCACGUGGGUGAUGAUAUGACUGAUGAUAUGACAGAUGACAUGACAGAUAAUGCAUCCUGCAAUUAUAUAAAUUCACAAUCAACCGUGAAAAGUAUAAUUUUUAUUUCUAGACCAAUAAGACAUUUGGUUCUUUUAGAUUCACAUCUACAUUCAGUAUACCUAUAUGGAAAAUAUGCCGUAUAAUAUGAACAAUAGUUGAGUACGUAACAGCUUCAGUUAUCCAACAUAUUCAAUUAUCCAACGGUGUCUGGUCCCAAGGGGUUGGUAAGUGACACGCGACUGUAUUUGUAUUUCUGUUUGUGUUUAUUAUUUGUGUGUCGUUUUGUUUGUCAGUCAGUCAGUCAGUCAUUCAUUCAGUUGUUUUGUUUAUAUUUUUUAUACAAUGGGUUUGCUGUUUCUUGUUGAUCACAAUUAUUGUUGUGCAAAGACUUUGUUUUAUCAAUAUUGAUUCUUGUUUCUUUGUAUUAGACUGUGUAUGUACUGACAUUUUUUUCGUAUUGUACAGUAUUCCACAGCAUCAACUGUUCUGUCAAUUGGCAGCAUACGGCAGCAGUUUAGCAUUAAAGAAAACAUACUCAUGUCACUGUAUGGUGUUGAAUUUUUGCGAAAUGUUGACCACCACUUGCGUGUCCCUGGCGGAGAUCGUGUAGAUGUCAAUUUUUAUGAAGGUGGAUAUUUAUUUUUGGCUUCAGAGAAGGAGAAACAUAUUCUACAAGAAAACUAUGAGGUUCAGAGAGAUACUGGAGCUCAGGUGAUGCUUUUGGAACCUACUGACUUGAAAAACAAGUACCCAUGGCUACAGACAGAUGAUCUAGCUCUGGGCUGUCUUGGAGUACGUAAUGAGGGAUGGUUUGAUCCUUGGCUGUUUCUAACUGCAUUUAAGAAGAAAGUUUUGUCCCUUGGUGUCUCAUAUCUUCAUGGUACUGUGAAGGCAAUAGAAACUGUAGGAAAGCAAGUGGAAAGUGUCAAGAUUUUACGUUACAGUAGCGAAUUACCUGUUUCCAUCACUUGCAAAUAUUUGGUCAACUGUGCUGGGCCUCAUGCUGCACAAAUAGCACAAAUGGCUGGUAUUGGAAUUGCUACAUCAACAGGUUUAGGUGAUGAUGAGAAUUCUGUAAUGAAAGUGGACCUACCUGUUCGUCCCAGGAAGAGAAUGGUGUUUGUUGUCAAGUGUCCAGAUGCAGGAAUUGAUGAGUGUCCUCUUGUUGUGUUGCCAAGUGGUGCUUAUUUCAGAAUGGAGGGAAAAGGAAGUGGCAUAUUUCUGACUGGUCAAGGACCGUCUCUGGAACUUGACUUCAAUUUUUCUCCAUUGACCGUUGACUAUGACUAUUUUAAUGAAAAAGUUUGGCCUGAUAUUGCUCAAUAUGUGCCAGCUUUCAAUUCAUUGAAGGUGCAACAUGCUUGGGCCGGCUACUAUGAAUACAACACAUUUGAUCACAAUGCAAUCAUUGGUGCCCAUCCAAUCAUUCAAAACUUCAUAUUUUGUAAUGGAUUUAGUGGGCAUGGAAUCCAGCAAUCACCAGCUGCAGCUCGAGCUGUUAGUGAAAUUGUUGUUGAUGGACAGUCUAUGUCUCUUGACCUUAAACGACUUGGCUUUGAGCGAGUUGUGCAAGGGAAAAUGCUUAAGGAGAGGAGUGUAGUAUAGCUGGAGUCUUGAUGGUGGCAAGAAGUUUGAAAUGUCCUCGACACUCACAUUACACUGCGAACUUCUAUACAUGGUUAGCCAUACUCUACAUGAUUUUUGCUAUAUUUCUUGCAUUUUGAUAGAAUUAGCUACUGGCUUCAACGCUGAUGUAAUAUUUAUACUACUAUUUGUAAUGACAUAGUAUAAUUAAGGAGCUCAGGAU
Messenger RNA from Corticium candelabrum, 2331 nucleotides. Its product is annotated as FAD-dependent oxidoreductase domain-containing protein 1-like. The record is from RefSeq and is a predicted model, not a curated record. Gene Ontology annotation, molecular function: oxidoreductase activity. The transcript has 6 exons. Gene Ontology annotation, cellular component: cytoplasm. Gene Ontology annotation, biological process: mitochondrial respiratory chain complex I assembly. Lineage: Eukaryota; Metazoa; Porifera; Homoscleromorpha; Homosclerophorida; Plakinidae. Bases 1062 to 2129 code for a protein of 355 amino acids.